This is a messenger RNA of Toxorhynchites rutilus septentrionalis, 4005 nucleotides long. RefSeq lists its product as uncharacterized. Bases 1 to 4005 code for a protein of 1334 amino acids. The transcript has a single exon. NCBI's taxonomy places the organism in Eukaryota, Metazoa, Arthropoda, Insecta, Diptera, Culicidae. The record is from RefSeq and is a predicted model, not a curated record.
AUGCCGCCUACAUCCAGUUCCACCGCAAAGAAGGCGCCAUCAUUGAAGCAAUUGGUUAUUAAAUUGAAAGAAAUCCAAGCAACGUUCAACGAUAUUUGGAUAUUUGUUGAGACGUUCAAAGAAGAGACAUCCGCCAGCCAAGUGAACGUGCGCCUACAGAAGCUUGAUGAUCUUUGGGAGAGAUUUGGAGGGACAUUGGUUGAUGUCAAAUCACACGAUGAUUUUGUAGAAGAAGGAGAUUCUUAUCAGAAAGAACGACAGGAGUUUAGUGAGCGUUAUUACUUUGCUAAAUCCUUCCUGAUGGAUAAGGCUAAAGAUAGACAGGAGCCAGGUUUCAUAGAUCAGUCCGUUCGUGGCCACGAUGCAUCUAUGUUGGGAACGCUAGAUCACGUGCGCCUUCCGCAAAUUAAAUUGCAAAUGUUCAAUGGGAACAUCGAGGAAUGGUACAGCUUUCGAGAUCUUUUCACUUCUCUUAUACAUCUCAAAGCGGAUCUUCCGGAGGUGGAAAAAUUCCAUUACUUGAAGGGUUGUCUUCAAGGAGAAGCGAAAGCGCUGAUAGAUGCCUUGCAAAUCACGAAGGCUAACUAUCAAAUCGCUUGGGAUAUGUUAUUAAAGAGGUACAACAACAGCAAGCAAUUGAAGAAGCUUCAAGUAAAAUCACUCUUCAAGCUGCCCACACUCACCAAGGAAUCUACUUCCGAUUUGCAAGGUUUGCUAGAAGGUUUCCAGAGAAUCGUACAUACAUUGGACCAGGUUGUACAGCCCGGCGAUUAUAAAGACCUGUUGCUAGUGAACAUUCUCACUUCUCGUCUCGAUUCAACCACUCGAAGAGGAUGGGAAGAAUAUUCGUCCACGAAAGAGCAAGGCACCCUGCAGGACCUGACAGACUUUCUACAGCGACGUGUUCGUAUCCUGGAGUCUCUACCGUCGAAGCCAGUAGAUAAAUUUGUGCAUCAAAUUCCACCCGCUGCCAAGCAGAAGCCAUCCGUUCAGAGGACAUCCUAUAAGGCAGUACAAACCUUCGGUGGCUGUGUGGCGUGUGAGGGCCAUCAUCCACUAUACCAAUGUAGUACUUUUCAACGGAUGUCAGUCGCAGAAAGAGAUACGUUACUCCGUAAGCGUUCUCUUUGCCGAAGUUGCUUCAGACAUGGCCACCAAGCAAAGGAAUGCCAAUCCAAAUAUUCAUGUCGACAUUGCAAAGGGCGUCAUCACUCAUUGGUAUGCUUCAAAACACAAAGAGAAGGAAACCCAAAAUCAAUAUCAACGUCAACACCAUGCGCUUCCACUUCCGGCGGUAAUGAACCAUCCACCUCGCAAAUGGCUAACGUGGCAGCCACGGAUUCAUCCAUUUCGAAUACUGUCCAAAGAUGUGCGUCGCAGGUUCUACUAGCAACAGCAAUCGUUAUCGUUGAAGAUGAUGAAGGUGUACGAUUCCCAGCUCGAGCGCUUCUCGACUCCGGAUCAGAAAAUAACUUCAUUACUGAGAAAUUAAGUCAGCGGCUUAGGGUACACCGAGACAGGGUAGACAUUUCGGUGUUAGGAAUUGGAUCCCUAGCUUCAAAUGCGAAGCAAAGAAUAAGGGCGAAAAUAAGGUCGCGUUUAUCAGAUUUUUCACGCGGAAUGAGCUUUUUGGUGCUCCCCAAGGUCACUGUUAACAUUCCAACUGCUACAGUGGACACUACUGGAUGGAAAAUACCACAAGGAAUCGAAUUGGCCGAUCCUUCCUUCCUCAUAUCCCAACCUGUUGAUAUCAUACUCGGUAUCGAAUUCUUCUUCGACUUCUUCCAGGGGGGAAGGAAGAUUGCAUUGGGUGAUCACUUACCUGCUUUGAAUGAUUCAGUUUUCGGAUGGGUGGUGUGUGGCGGUGCAACAGCUAUUGGCCAGCCACUACACAUAAAUUGCAAUGCAUCGACUUCAAAUAAUUUAGAAUCGCUUAUGAAACAAUUUUGGUCCUGUGAGGAAGUUGGUUCGACGUCAAACUAUUCGCCAGAAGAGGCACGAUGCGAGGAAAUAUUCACUGAUACGGUUCAGCGUGACACCAACGGUCGUUAUACCGUAUGUUUACCCAAGCACGAAGGCAUUGUGGAUCAAUUGGGAGACUCAAUGGAAAUAGCGCUUCGCCGUCUUCAGGCAACGGAACGACGAUUGGCACGAGAUGUUGAAUUGAAAGAUCAAUACACUUCUUUUCUAACGGAAUAUUGUCGUCUAGGUCACAUGGAGAAGGUAACUGAUAACGGAGAAAUCAAACGUUGCUAUCUACCGCAUCAUCCGGUGGUCAAGGAGUCGAGUAGCACCACUAAAGUACGCGUGGUCUUCGAUGCUUCUUGCAAAACUUCCACGAAUAUUUCUCUCAAUGAUGCACUGAUGACAGGGCCCACCAUUCAAGAGGAACUCCGAUCGAUUGUAUUACGCUGUCGUACAAAACAAAUAAUGGUUGUAGCGGACGUCGAGAAAAUGUUUCGACAAAUAAAUAUGCAUCCCAAGGACCGACCAUUGCAAUCGAUCCUAUGGCGAGCAUCACCGGCAGAAGACGUUGCAACAUAUGAGCUAAACACGGUCACUUAUGGAACGAGACCGGCACCAUUCCUAGCCACUCGUACGCUAAAGCAAUUGGCAAUGCAUGAACAGGAUCAUUUUCCAGAAGCUGCCAAGGUAAUCAUUGAAGACGCCUACAUGGAUGACAUCAUCACAGGAGGCAAUAAUCCAACAGAAGUAUGCAACCUGAGAAUGCAACUAGAAAGCCUAAUGAAAAGCGGUGGAUUUUCUCUCAGGAAAUGGGCGAGCAAUUGCCCAGAAAUAUUAAGAGGAAUUGCUGAAGAGAACCUGGCGAUACAAAAUUGUAUUAAUUUGGAUACAAAACCAUCAGUUAAAGCAUUAGGACUUACCUGGUUACCUGAUGAGGAUGUUUUCCAUUUCGAUUAUAAAUUUUCCACGACCGACAACGAAAUACUUACCAAACGUCGGAUUCUUUCAAUAAUAGCCACUUUGUUUGAUCCUCUCGGAAUAAUAGGAGCCACAAUCACAACCGCGAAAAUUUUGAUGCAAUCCCUUUGGAUAUUGCGUGACGAGAACGAGAAGUUAUUGGAAUGGGAUCAACCGGUACCCAAAACGGUGGGCGAGCAAUGGCGAAACUUUUAUGAACAACUUCCACUCCUGAGAGAGAUAAAAAUGAAACGAUGUAUAAUAAUUCCCGGCGCGGUAUCAGUGGAGGUCCAUUGUUUUUCGGAUGCAUCAGAGAAAGCGUAUGGCGGUUGCAUUUAUGUAAAAAGUCAAAACCUAGAAGAAAAUACGCAAGUUCACCUCCUAACGUCGAAAUCUAAGGUUGCACCUUUGAAAACGCAAACAAUUCCGAGGCUCGAGCUGUGCGGGGCACUGCUCAUAGCACAACUUUACGAGAAGGUGCAAAAGGCUAUCAGAGUAGAAGCGCGAUCCACAUUCUGGACAGAUUCUACGUGCGCCUUAAACUGGAUCCUAUCCGCUCCGAAUAACUGGACCACUUUCGUCGCAAACAGGGUGGCGAAGGUCCAAGGCAUAACAGAUGGUUGUUUCUGGCGUUAUGUUCCUGGUACACAUAAUCCUGCCGAUCUCAUAUCCAGAGGCAUCUCUCCGAGCGAUAUUGUAUCUAAUAAAUUUUGGUGGCAUGGUCCCAGUUGGCUCGCAGAAGGUCCUGAGAAGUGGCCAGAAUCCACGACUAACAUAAACCGGAAGGAUGGCUCCACAGAACGUCGGCGUACAGCUGCUGUUGUUGCAGCUUCCACAAAAGAAGAUUUCAUCGGCUGGUAUCUGUCGAAAUUUUCCUCCUACACAACGUUGAUUCGUCAUACUGCAAUAUGGAAAAGAUUAAUGAAAAUUCUACAAAACUCACCGAAAAAGGAAACUUAUCCAUUCAUCACUACGACUGAACUUCGAGAUGCAGAAAACCAACUGAUACUCCUGGUCCAACGCGAGACUUUGGUGUCUAUUCUGUAUUUCAAUCGAUUCGAAAUAUUUCGAACGACUUGGUAA